AUGUAUGACAAUCCUGUGUUUUCAGCUCUGGGGGACCCAAACUCGGAGCGGCAGAGCCUGAUCUCCUCCCUCAGUAAGGGAACGUUUGAGACUGGCGACGAGGCUUGGAAGGCCAACACAACGCUCAUCAUGAAGAGCUGCCUCCGAGAUGGCACUAUUUUGAGACCGGACUACCCAAUUGUUGCCGUAGACGCCCAGCUCAUACAGAGGGCGUUCCAAGAUGGCAGCGGCCCAGUUGGUGAAGUGUGGUCGACUUUUUCUACCGUCACUAAGAUGGGGACUGGUCCUGAUCUAACGUUUGGUAUCAUCUUUGCUUCCAAUCUACAAGGCUCAUACGCCAUCACACCCUCUAUCGCUGGUCUCACGUUUGAGGAUGCCAAGAGUAAGAUCUUCAACGCCAAGGAUCCCCGUCAGCAGCACGACUUCUCCGACGACAAACCCUUCACACUGACUGGCUGCACCGCCGACACCUACUGCCUCUACUACACGUCCCCGAUCAUUAACCUCAAUAACAAGGAAGUGUUGAUCAUGGGCGAACUGGAUAAAUGGAUACCAAUGUCACGACAACGUGUUCUCAACGUUACCGUCGGCAACGUCAUCACCAUCGACAUGGUAGGAGCGAAACAGGAGAAAGUGGAGAUGUGGUUUUCUGUGAACGGAAAUAUGGGGGCUCUGGCCAUUGACGUGAACAACGACGGAGCGGCAACUCUUGUGUACGAGGACAAGGCAUUUAGCACCGGGGGACGUAGUCAGCCACUACACGUCGUCGUUGCUGCUGUCGUGGCGUUACUUGUCACCUUUGUCUCCGAUGCCUAUGUCUUCAGUGUAGCUACCUUCCCAGACGGACGUUACGAGAUAAAGAUCCAUAAUGUCACGUGGUUGAGCAGCGCCCCAACAUUCUUCGUCAUCAACGACACGCGCUUCUCCGCCGAUGAUGGCAGCCUCGUUCUCGACAGUAUCAACACUACCAUAUCCGGUACAGGCGAGUUCGGGGUCGAGGUCUCCAAGAACUUCCAUUACCGAGCUGGUGACGUUCCAGUCAUCACGAGUAUCGUCAUGUACGGGACAUCAAUCAUGUCAUUCAUAGUGCGCUUCCCCGACGGAGCCUCCAACACAAAUCAAAGCAACAUAGACGGUGUUAUCUGUGGUUUCCCCGGAUUCAAACUGGACACCACGUCCAAACUGGGAUACAUGUCGUUCGGGGGAGCUGACUUUCAAGAACAGUCCGUCGGAAGAUGGGAUCCGUCCGCAUCCAUCCAUGAUGGUUUGGAAGGUUCCAGCCCCUUCUCAGUGUUUGACUCGAGUGGAAAUGCUGUGGCAUUUGGACAACUGAAUAAUGUCAUGACGACACCAAUGUGGCACGACAAAACCAACAACUUCCUGUACUAUGGAAUUAUGGGAGGAAUCGAACAGAUCCCGACAAAUUUCUCCUACCACAUUUUGGCAGCAUAUUCCUCAGGGGGACCUGAAAGUAGUCUGUCUGUGUGGGGUUUCGUAAUCAGGAGCUUUGUAUACAAAGAAGAUAUACCGGCGGAUCCCUCUGGGGACACACUGGGGUACUGGACAGAUGAAGGGUCCUACUAUUUCGAUAAAACCGAUGGAAAUGCAACGUAUGAAGAUACAUUGAUCAAAGUGUUUGCUGAUGGCCACAAUAGAAGUAUACCAUACAGGUAUGUAGAACUGGACACUUGGUGGUUUACAAAGGGUCAAGGUGGAGGGGUCAAGGAGUGGACAGCACCAGCAGACAUCUUCCCCAACGGCAUCGAGUAUGUCCACAGGAGUUUGAACGUACCUAUUGUGGCGAAAAAUAAUUUCUGGUCCAGUGAUAACAUAUAUGCAACACAAAAUGGCGGAACGUUCAAUUUUGAAAUGGAAGGACACAUGGCAAUACCGACAGAUGAGGCGUUCUGGGACAAAAUCUUCAGUGAUUCCAAGCAGUGGGGAUUGGCCACAUAUAUACAGGACAACAUGACGGAAAUAUACCGUACUUUCCCACGGAUGCAGACGGACCUUAACUUUGCGCGAGAUUGGUUGGUUAAAAUGGCGACGUCUGCUUUGAGACACAACAUCACCAUCCAGUACAGUGGCGCCACCCCCACCAUGGCGCUCUUGGCACUCCAGUUACCGGCUGUCACCCAGGUGCGCGUCCUUGGAGGCUAUGGCACAGAAUUGGACCAGAGGAAUAUUCUUGCUUCGUCCGUAUUCUCCGCACUUUUAGAUAUGUUGGUCUUCAAAGGUGUGCUCCGUACACAAGACCAGAAGGGAGGCACUGGAACAAUCUCUGCAGCUCAGAGCAGCGUGAUAGCUGUCCUGUCGCGGGGUCCAGUGGGGAUUGGUGACCAGAUCGGACAUACCAAUACUUCCAUCAUCAAUCGGAUAUGUAGCUCUGAUGGAACUAUCCUCAAACCAAACAGCCCUGCACUCGAAAUAAAUGCUCAGGUUGUGCAGAUGACAUUUCAAGAUGGCAGCGGCCCAAACGCCGACAUCUGGGCGACACUCAACGGCCUGUAUAGGGGUGGACCAGCCCCGGAACAAGUGUACGGGAUUAUCUAUGUUUCCGGCUUGAACAGGACGUUUGACAUCACCCCGACGGCAGCCGAUAUUGGGUUUGAAUACCCAGUGAGCAAGAUCUUCUCUGCAGCUGAUCCAACAAAGCAGUACGACUUCAGCGACAGCAAACCCUUCACCAUCCCGCCAUGCCAACUGGCAUUCUGCAUGUACUAUACGUCACCAGUUAUAAAAUACAAAAAUAGAGAAGUUCUUGUUCUUGGUGAACUGGAAAAGUGGGUACCAAUGUCUCGCAACAGGAUCGUCAAUGUCACCGUCGGCGACGUCAUCACUGUCUACGUCAAGGGUCAGGCGGGGGAGAGUGUUGAGAUGUGGUUUGCCGAUGAUGUACGGUUCGGUGCUUUGAAAACUAUUAUAGGGACAGACGGCCUGGGUAGUAUCAUAUAUGAAAUAAAAUCUCAUCCUGUUAACAACUCUGACCUCAGAAGAGCUUCAACGGUUGCUGUUGUCAUGGGCAUCCUAACAACAAUGAUGCUCAUGAUGUAAGACGAAAGUGACUGCAUUGUUGCUGGUUGGUCGACACAAGGCCAAAACUCCAUCUCAUCUCAUUGGGUUAAUUCUGUAUCAAUAAGCAGUUACAUUUUCCUGGUGUACUCCUUUUCCCUUUAACGUGACAGAGAUAUCCGUACUGUUCGAUUGGCUGUUUUUGUUCUUUUAAAGCUUGGUGCGGAUUUGAACUGAACCAUUCUGUCCUUCCAAAGUCGGCAGGAAAACAGUAUUUCUUUUUACCACAAACACAGCUAUCGUUCAUACAGGUCCUGACACAACUGAAGAGUAUCAGGCAUUCUGCAAUACAUUUACCAUUCUAGAUUUGUUCACUUGUUCUGGGCUACUUUCUGUUACAUAUGAAAAUAAAUAUAUUAUUACCUAACAUAUCUUUUCCAAGAAAUGUUAGCCUGUGAAUGAUGCACAGUAGAUUAAACCUGCCUUGUUACUUACGUAAUAAAAUAUCGGAAUCUGUGACUACAAAAACAUCUCCCAGAACAAUUUGUCAAUGAUCAACUGUAUCACAUAUGGAAUAAGCUCCAUGC
This is a messenger RNA of Haliotis rubra (blacklip abalone), 3599 nucleotides long. RefSeq lists its product as uncharacterized. Bases 1 to 3054 code for a protein of 1017 amino acids. Lineage: Eukaryota; Metazoa; Mollusca; Gastropoda; Lepetellida; Haliotidae. The transcript is spliced from 21 exons. The record is from RefSeq and is a predicted model, not a curated record.